AUGGCGACCAUCAACGCUUCCAACGUUUCCAACGCUCCUGUGUCGGCCAACGCUCCAAUUCUCGAAGAGAUCAAGGACCGGACCUCAUGGGUUUGGGAGCAUUUCGGCAAGUACGAGCGUGUGCCAAGCGAGAACGACAAAGCCGCCGUUUACGACUACGUAUGCCGCGUGUGCCUGAGCAACAAGAGUAAGUUUAGCGACUGUAUCGUCGCCCUCUACGAGGGGAGUGCGUCGAAUACGCUCCGCCAUUUCAAGCACAAACACCCGUCCCUCGUCCCCAAGGCCAGCGUGCGCAAGGCUGCUCCACAGAAGCCGGCCAGCAACAGUACCGAGAAGGCCAGCAAUGAGCGUGUCUUCUCGCUUUGCAAGCUGAUCGACUCGCCGUUGCGCCAGAACCUCGGCGACGUCAAGUUCGAGAUGCUACUUGUUCUGGCCUUCAACAAGGAGUUCAUUCGGUCCGAGACCGACGACGCCACGCUGGCCGAUGCCCUCGAGUCGACAACGUCUGCUUCGCAAGCUGCUGCGACGCUCGUCAACUUGUUCGACCUCGACGCCAACAACGAUGAGACCGAGUCGGGCAUCAACAUCGCUGAAACACUUGGUACAGCGGAGGUUGAUCCUACGCAUGCGCGGGCCAAGAAGCGCAAACAUUGUAGCGUUGAGUAG
Saprolegnia diclina VS20 is the source of this 666-nucleotide messenger RNA. RefSeq lists its product as hypothetical. Lineage: Eukaryota; Oomycota; Saprolegniomycetes; Saprolegniales; Saprolegniaceae. The coding region runs from base 1 to 666 and encodes 221 amino acids. The transcript is spliced from 2 exons. The record is from RefSeq and is a predicted model, not a curated record. Gene Ontology annotation, molecular function: DNA binding.